Molecule: messenger RNA, 2430 nt
Organism: Eimeria acervulina
Lineage: Eukaryota; Apicomplexa; Conoidasida; Eucoccidiorida; Eimeriidae
Exons: 1
Coding region: 1-2430 (809 amino acids)
Biological process (GO): positive regulation of DNA-templated transcription; chromatin remodeling; regulation of transcription by RNA polymerase II
Cellular component (GO): SWI/SNF complex; nucleoplasm; brahma complex
Molecular function (GO): nucleosome binding
Source: RefSeq, a predicted model, not a curated record
AUGCAGAGGCAUCAGCUGCUGCAGCCUGCCCCUCCGUGGGCCCUUUCAUGCAUUGCUUUGCUGCUGUCUCCUCCCUGCUGCAUAUCUGAGGUGUCUCUGCUGCCCUGUGAACUUUUUAAUGCGGCUCUCCCCCCCAAAUCGGAUACUCAGGAGACCCCUGCAGCAGCAGCAGCCACAGCAGCAGCAGCAACAGCAGCAACAGCAGCAGCGGCAACAUCAACCGCAGCAGAAAAAACAGCGACAGCAGCAAAAUCAGCAGCAGCAGCAGCAGCAUCAGAUGCAGCAGCAACAACAGCAGCAGCACCAGAUGCAGCAGCAACAACAGCAGCAGCAGCAGCAUCAGAACCAACUGCAGCAGGAGAAGCAGCAGCGGCAGCAGGAGUAGCGGAAGCAGCAGCAAGAGCAGCAGAAACAGCAGUAGAAGAAACGGCGGCAGCAGCGAAUGAACAGCAGGCGGCAGCUCAAUUGCUGCAGUCUAGGGGUGCCCAAUACGGUUUGCUGCUCAGCAGCAGCGACGAAGUUGAGGGUCCUGCUGCUGCUGCUGCUGCUGCUGCUUCUUGCACACCCCCGCAGCAGCACUUCGCGUUGGGGCUUUGUAAUUGUGUCCUCUCGGGGCUGCAUGCAGCCGCACAGCGAGCGCUCGACGCACCCCCUUGCUGCCCUCCUGCUGCUGCUGCAGCUGCCACUGUUGCUGCUGCUGCUGCUGCUGCUGCUGCUGCUGCCUGGUGUGGAGAAGCUUCUGGGGUUGAUAAGGGGCCUUGGGGGCUGUUGAAGACAGUCGGGCUUCUUAGGCUUCUUCGCAUUCUUUGCGGAGACACAUACAUCGACAAAGAAAACCAAAUAAAGCAAUUAAUCACCUUGACUGGCUACCAGCUUCCUGUUGCUGCUGCUGCUGCUGCUGCAGCAGCAGCAGCAACAGCAACAGCAGCAAUACCAACAGCAACAGCAGCAGGAACGGAAGCAGGAACAGCAGAAUCAACUGCUGCAGCAUCAACUGAAGCCCUAGAUGCUGCUGAAGAGCAGCACGGGAAUGCUUCUGCUUCUGCUUCUGCUGCUGCUGCUGCUGCGGCUGAUUCGAUUGCUCCUCUCCUUGAAGAGCUGCGGGCCUCGCGUCUGCCGCUGCUGCUUCAUCCCAAAGGCGCAGAGAUGUGGGCGCUGAGGCGCCAGCAGCUGCGGCGAUGCAUUCGGGUCUGUCUGCAGCAGCAGCAGCAGCAGCAGCAACUGCAGCAGCAGCACCAGGUGGGGCCUCAAACGCCUGGGCCUGCUGCAGCUGCAGCACCAGCUGCAGAAGCUGAUAUAUUUCUGCUGCAGGAAGUUAAUUGGCUCGCUAAGGAAGCAGCGCAGAGCCUCGACUGGCACCGAGCCCCCCCCGUACAGCAGCAGCAGCAGCAGCAGCAAACGCAGCAGCAGCAACAGCAGCAGCAGCAGUUGCUGCUGCUGCUGCUGCAGUCCGAGCUGGGCUUGGUUGUGUGGCACCUAAAGGCGCGCAGCCACAGCUACCCAGCAGCAGAGCAUGCACACCGCGUGCUGCAGCUGUUCCUUGUGGAAGUCUCAAGUGCUGCUGCUGCUGCUUCUGCUGCUGCUGCUGGUCUUCCCGCUGCUGAGAGCAGCAGCAUCAGCAGCAGCAUGGCUGCAGCAGGACCAGGCGGGUGCAGCAAGCAGCAGCAAGAGCAUGCUUUGGAUUUGCUGCUGCUGCAGCGCGCUGUAGAGACAGAAGAGAGACUCUUUUGGAGACAUCUAGCACAGACGCAGCCCUUUCAUUUUGCUGGGGGGCAUCAGCUGCUGCGUCUGCUCUCUCACGACCUGCAGCGCCUGCUGCAGCAGCAGCUGCAGGUGCAGCAGCAGCAGCAAGCUGCUGAGAUAGCGCCGCUGGAUCCCUCUUGGAUUGUUCAGCAGCUGCAGCAAGGGGGCCUCGCUGCUGCUCGUGCUGCAGAGACAGCCGAAGAGGCGCGCUGCAUUUUGUCUCUCUUCCCUUCUGCUGAGGCUGCCUGGCGCACCUGCACUUAUUCUUUUGUUUGUCUCUUCAAGUGGGCAGCAGAAGCAGCAAAACAAUGCCUGCUGCAGCAGCAACAUCAGCAGCUGCUGCAACAGCAGGAGAAACAGCAGCAGCAGCAGCAACAGCAGCAGCAACAACACCAACAGCAGCAACAGCAGCACGAUAAACAGCAGCAGCAACUGCAGCAGCAGCAGCAAAUGCAGCAGCAGCAGCAACUGCAGCAGCAGCAGCAGCAGCAGGAGCAGCAGCAGGAGGAGCAGCAGCAGAGGCUGAUGAGGGAGGUGGUGCUGCCUCCGCUAGCGGCCUUAGUACGCAAUGAAGAGGUCUGGGCCUCUCAGGUGUCUCCUUGUCUCUUUUUAAAGCGCCACAUCUCCACUUUAAAAGAAGAGUUGGCUUGGCUUGCAGAGACAGACCUGCAGAUACACCCGAACUGA